GUCAAAUAUUUCAAUUUAAUAAAAACGUACUUUUGCAUAGCAGUUCUCGUAAUUUUAUAACUUUGUUUUUAAAUAGAAACUGAUUAUUCUUGUAGUAAAAGAGUAGCUAAUAUUGUAAUAUUCUGAUAAAUAGUCUAAUUAAAGUUGAAGAAAAAUACUUGUAUAAUUUUACAGGUUGUCUCAUGAAAUACACUUUAUGAUAUAACCAGUAUAAUGGCAAACUGCUUUACCUUUGCCAAGAGAAAAUCUAUUGUUGUAGAAGACAGUACUUGGACAAAUCAAGUUGUAACACAAAGCCCGUUAAGUUUUACAAAUAAUGAAGACAGCCUAAAUGAAACAUAUGCAACUGCAGUAGAUGAAAAUGAAACUCAAUACCUAUCUGUCCUAGAAUCAACAACUGGUGAUGACACAUUAGAAGAUAUUCAUGAUAUUACACUAGGCAGUCAAAAAUUACUUAUUCAAGAUACUAUGGGACUUAAUGUUGAAACAAUAUCUCAAGAUAAUUUUAAUGCAACUGAAUCUGAAGAACAACAGGUUGUAAUAUUUAAUGUGGAAGGAUCUAAUGAGCUUUAUGGUAUACAAGUAGCUCAAGAUAAUGAUGGAAAUGUUCAUAGAUACCAAUUUCAAUUAAGGAAAACUGGAGAUGGACAGCUAGAACCUAUGCCAGAAACUGUUCAAUUAUUAGCUAAUGAAGAAGAUCAACAAGUGACAGAAGAACAGCAGGAUGCUUCUGAACUAACUGCUGAUCAGAUAAAUAAAGAACAGUUUGAACAUCCUGUUUAUUUACAGGCAAAAUUAGAUGAAACAGAUGAAAGUUCGCAAUCUCAUUUGUUUAUUUCUGAAAAAUCAAAUGUGAAGAAAGAAGGCACAAGUUUUUUCAGGGAAGACUUGGAAGUAAACUAUGAAGAAGCUAGUAUAAAUCUCAAAUCAGAGAUAAAUUUGGCAACAUUAAAGGAAGAGUUUAUCAAGCAACAAAAUGAGGAAUGCCAGGAUACAGAGGAGCCACUCUCUGCCAGUUUUGAUGAAGAUUUUACAUCCGAAGCUACUUCGUAUGAUACAGCAGAAAUCCACAAUGACCAAGAGGCAGUUAUAGAGUUCGACAAUCAAACUACACAAGAUUAUGAAGAUAGUGCAGAACCUAAAAAUGAUCCACUCCAUUUUGAACAAAUGUUCAUUCAUGAUCAUCAGACAGAUGAGAUACAUCAUUAUCAUGAAGAUUUUCAACCUGAAAAUGAAGAUAAUUCUAAUAUACUUAUAAUCGAGAAAGAUGCAGAAAACAAUGAAUCUGAACAUGAAGAUUAUGAAUUUGUCAGUCAACUUCCAGUUACAGCUGAAGAUAUUAACGAAGAAGAAACUGUUGACGAGGAAGCAGGUGUAUGGUACUCUGAGCCUAACAUUCCUGUAGAAUCUGUGAAGCUCACUGAAAAUUCAUUGCUAAAGACAACAAAUAUUCUUAAACAGCCCACAAAUACCGUCAAACCAGUUGAUCCCAAGAAAAAGGCAAUUUUGUACUAUAUGGUUCCUAGGACUGAUCAAAAAGAAAACGUCAACUCACUUCCUUACACAAACAGUAAUCCUCGCAGUCUCUUGAAAAAUAACUUGGAUCUUACUAAAAUCAAUGAGGAAAAUAUAAAAAAACUACAGAGAGAAAAACUAAUGGAAAGGAGAUAUGCCAGGAGCAAAGAGGCCAUUCAAGCAAAGAUGUUUAAUAAUUUCAUAAAUAAAACGACCAUUCCUCACGCUCCUGUCAGGCAAGGUAGAUUACCUAGGAAGCAGCAGAUUAAGCCGGUAGAUAAUAGAAGAAACGAAGAAAUCAUUGUACAAGAGGUGAUGGUUUCGUCAAAAGGAUUUGUCGAAAGUGUGAGCGAUAGACUAAAAAAUUUAGAGGUGACCAGCAUAGUUGAAUUAAGCGACUCCGACGAUGACAAGGAUCUUACAAAUGGAACCAAAAAGAAAAAGAAACACAAGAAGGCAAAUUCAGGCAGUACAGCGACAACCUCCGAUUCAGAAGGCAGUGUAAUAGAAAUUAUACAUACUGAUGAUGAAUCAGAGAAUACUAGUUGUGUUAUGAGUACUGUAAAGAAAGGACCCGGUAGGCCGAAGAAGAAUACCGAGGACAUUUCAAAACGUUCCCACGAACUCGAAACUAAUAAAGACAAUGGUAGUGGUAGUAGUACCGAGAGUACCCCUAGUAAAAAAAGCCGGACUGAUGACUCCAGUGAAGUCGAAAGUGACACAAACAAACAAGACAACCACGAAAUAAAUUGCCCACUGUGCUCCAAAUCUUUUCCAAACCAAAAUAGCCUUAGUACUCAUAUACAACAUCACAAUUUAGAAAAUAGUUUGCGAAGUACUACAAAACCUAAUUUGGAAUAUCGACACAACUGCGAUAAGUGCCAACAGACCUUCAAGAAUUCUAUACUGUUGAAGAAGCACGUUUGCAAUAUUGGCAAAGAACUCAAAAACGCGCACAAGUGUGGAGUAUGUUCCAAAACGUUCAAGGACAUAACCCUUUUUAACAUCCACAAAAAAUCUCAUAUCAAAGAAAAUUUAAUAAAAACUACCACAGUUGUUAGCAUAUCACCAAAGAAGUUCACACCUAGGCCAUCAACCAGCUUAUCAAAAACACCUUUCAAAGCUCCAGCUAGCUUUAAGUGCAAAGAAUGCUCAAAAGUUUGUUCUUCCCAAACUAUACUUACAAUCCACGAAAAAUCGCACAAAAAGUUUUUCUGUGCCAAUUGUAAUAUGAGCUUUACCUCAAAAAUCUUGUUGGACACCCAUGUCCGUAUAAAAUGUGUGAAGAACUCUUCACCGAAGGAUAGAAGAUUAUCAUUUAAAAUCAGAAAGUCGUUUAUUAGUUCUCCACGGAUGAGUUCGAUCAGAGGCAAAAGCUUCAAUACACUAAAACCUUCAGCCACUGCCGCUGCUACUAAUAACACUAGAAAAAGCAGUGUUACUAAUAGUGCCAGAAAGAGCAUACUUCCUAGCAGUAGUGCAACAAAAAGCGCUGGUCCUAGCAACGGCGUUAGAAAAACCCUUAUUCCUAGUAGUAGUACAAGAAAAAGCAUUAUUCCUAGUAGUAGUGCAAGAAAAAGCUUCCUUCCAAGCAGUAGUGCAAGAAAAAGCGUUAUUUCGAAUGAUAGUGCCAGAAAAAGCUUUGCUCCCAGAUCUACAAGUGCUAGUUCAAGUUUAGGGAUAAAUAACAGCAUUAGAACGAAACAAAUUUUAAAUCCACUAUUUAAAGAUAGCGGUAAUACAACAAAAAACGUUAAUUCGGGAUUGAAUACUAGCAAUUUUGUAAAGAAUUUGGAAGUAGAAAUCCAGUGCGAUUCUUGUACCAUGAAAUUUACAAAUUGGACAGCGUUGUUUAAGCACAAAGUUAAGAACCAUGGGCUUCACACUCCUGACAAAAAAGUCUUAGAACCAAAACGGAAAGGGAUUCACAAACCGCUUACUUUGCAUGGAGGCAUUCCCGCUAACGAGAGAUUAAACAAAGCUUUCCAGAUAUUAAGACGAAAUUUGGCGAUGGUCGAUGCUGAUACAACCGAAGAAUCAACACUAGGAGACAAAUCUGAACAAAAAAAAGAUACUGUACUGCCGCAAAUAGUCAUAUCUGAGCCUAGUCACACUAAACAAUAAUUUUAAACUAUUUAAUCUAUUCAACGGUUUAUUUUAUAUUUAUUUUUAUUGUUGGAUGGAAAUAGUUAGUUUAUAUAUUUUUUAGUAAAUAUGGCGUGUUCGCGAUUG
Messenger RNA from Diabrotica balteata, 3747 nucleotides. The record is from the annotation of a GenBank genome assembly. NCBI's taxonomy places the organism in Eukaryota, Metazoa, Arthropoda, Insecta, Coleoptera, Chrysomelidae.